AUUGCAAAGAGAGGAAAAGGAGGAAGAGAGAGCUGAGACUGGGCAGCUUAUGAAUUAUUUUUUGUCUUUUGCAGCCAAACAUGUUUUUACGUUUGAUGAUGCUACUUAUCUGUCUCUCCCAAACAGAGCUUGCAAGUGUUUGGGCCCAAAAAACAGAUAAUUUGUACACUGUGAUCUCAGAGCAACAUGUAGAGUCAACUAGAGGCGACAGUCAAGCUCACACAGCCCAGAGUUCAUCUUCAGGCCAUAGUAGGAUAAACAGGGCGGUGUUGGUUGGUGGAAUCACCGUUGAUACUUGGCCAAAUAACAUGACACAUGUAGUGGAGGACUCUGGCAAGUAUUACACAUGGCGUAGCUAUGGCCCUGAGGACCAGCGCACAAAGGAACUUUGGGUAGACAUGAGCAACCUUAGACAUGGACAAGUUAGAGUGCAUGGCAUCCUGUCAAAUACACACAAACAGGCUGCGAGGGUUGCCUUGUCAUUUGACUUUCCUUUUUAUGGACAUUUCCUGAGGCAGAUUACCAUAGCAACAGGAGGGUUUAUCUUCACCGGGGACAUAACUCACCGUAUGCUGACUGCUACACAGUACAUCGCUCCUCUAAUGGCCAAUUUUGACCCCAGCUUUUCCAAAGAAUCUACUGUGCAAUACCUGGAUAAUGGUGAGGUGUUUGUAAUCCAGUGGGAGCGAGUCAGACUCCAGGGUAAAGAAUCAGAAGGUGCCUUUACAUUUCAGGCUGCCCUUUACAAAUCAGGAACCAUCACAUUCAGCUACAAAGAUAUACCUCUGUCAUUAGAUGUGAUCAGUUCUGCAGAGCAUCCAGUGAAAGCAGGUUUAUCAGAUGCCUUCACUGUUUCUUCACCUUCGACUCAAUCACCAGACAACACACAGCGGCAAACAAUUUAUGAGUAUCACCGAGUUGAGAUAAACACUACGAAGAUCACAAACUAUUCUGCUAUUGAGUUCACUGCACUACCUACCUGCUUGCAACAUGACAGCUGUGAUCUCUGUCUCUCAUCAAACCAAACCUCUGGGUGUAGCUGGUGUAAUGUACUGCAGAGGUGCUCAGAUGGCAUGGAUAGACACAGACAGGAAUGGUUUGACUAUGCAUGUUCAGAAGAGAGCAAAAAUGCAACCUGUGAGGAUUAUUCCAGGGAUGACACCUCCUCUAUCACACCAGAGACUGAAGGCGUGACCUCUUUAAUUCCCCGCCAAAAGGGCUGUGAAAGUGUUGAUGAGACUAAACAUCACGUAUUCAAGACCGGCAGUGAUGUAAAAACAGAUCCUUCAAUCAAGAAUGAAGGGCUGCCGAAUACUGCAGUGAUUGCUGGUAUCGCAGCUGCUUUGGUGCUACUUCUGGCUCUGAUACUGGUAGCUCUUUAUAUCAACUGUCAUCCCCAUGCUGCAUCACCACUUUACCUCAUCCAGCGACGCAAGAGCUACUGGCCCUCCUUGAAGUUUCAGAAGCAACAGACAGGUUACACAGAAGUGGAAGGUGAAGGACAUCAUGAGAAAGACAGCAUUGUUGAGGCCGGGCCAUGUUGAAACCAUGUGUGGAAAGUUGGAAGAAGAUGAACAAGAUUUGCAUUGAACUGAUUUUCAUAUUUUCAUGUUUCAUUUUCAGACAUUUACAUUUCUCCAAACAUUCAAACAUUUACAGUCACAACCCAGUUAACUUGCACAUUACUGCAAUGUUUUUAAGGCUGUUCAUCAUUCUGUAGAACAACCAUGAAUUUUAUGUGAUGUUAAUAAUUUUGUAUCUGUAUUUUGUAUCUCUACAGCAAUAACGGUGGCUACUUUGAAAAGCUUGAUCUAAUUUGAACUACAGUCAACUGUGAAAUGAAUGCCACCAGCUUAACAACCCUUGAAAAAUACACCAGCGAUUCUAUUUCAUAUAAUACAAAUAAA
Molecule: messenger RNA, 1907 nt
Organism: Sphaeramia orbicularis (orbiculate cardinalfish)
Lineage: Eukaryota; Metazoa; Chordata; Actinopteri; Kurtiformes; Apogonidae
Product: plexin domain-containing protein 1
Exons: 14
Coding region: 81-1544 (487 amino acids)
Source: RefSeq, a predicted model, not a curated record